AUGGAUCCUCCUCUACACGCCGCAAGUUCCUCCUGGACUUAUCCUACCAGAACCUGCCGCUAUUGCCUGGAAGAUGUGCCCGCCACUGUCACUCUCUAUCCUCCAGGCCUCCCUGUAUCCUUUCAACGUCCAGUAGUUGAGUACAAGAACGAUGAUGAAUAUGGCCGGCUCAUAAAACCCUGCUUAUGCAAAGGAGGAAUGCGAUAUGUGCACGAGCUUUGUCUACGACGUGCAAGGACCGAAAGUCAACGUGAGGGUUCACUAUGGAAAUGCCAUCAGUGUGGCUAUCAAUUCAGUUUCAACAGGCUCACCCUGCAGAAGUAUCUUGGCAGCAAACCGGUGUCUGGGGCUCUGACAGUGCUUGUCAUGAUUCUCGUCAUGUUUCUGUUGGGCUUCAUCGCGGAUCCAAUCCUCAAUAUUUACACAGAUCCUUAUGAUACUCUUAUGAGACACGAAGACAUGUGGGAGCGUGUCGAAGUUAACCAGGCCAAGGUCACUGGUAGUGGCUGGGGUCAGCAUUUCGUGAAAGGUCUGGUUUCUAUGGGGGUGUUGAGUUUCUUAAGGUCCAUGGUGCUUAAUCCUUUCCAUUGGAUCAACUUGAGAAACACCGGGUUUUUCGGUGGAAGGUCCUCUGGAAGGUCGACGACUGGUAGAGACCGAGCGCUUAAUGUGAGCUGGGUGAUGGUUGCGUUCGGCGUUAUCACAGCUUUCUAUCUCUUCUACAAGUGGGUUCAAGCCAUAAUAUCUCGCUACCUGCAGAGGAUUGGAAACAACAUUGUCGAUACACAGUUACCCGGUGAUGACGAUGAUCUAAAGCCUCCUCCAAAUUUUAAGUUUGAGGAGAGCUAUCCUGAUCUCGUCCGUCCCAAAGCUGCGCAACCAGGCGAAAUCGGAGAUGAAGGGACAUUUCCACCAUCCGCUACUACCUCUGAGAAUCGCCUUUUUGAAUCUCAUCGGACGCAGGGUCGUUAUCACUCAGAACCCGACGUUGAAGUUCGACCUACUGCCCGAUCUUCUUCACAACCAAGGGAGCCAUCCUCGGCAAAGCCAGAAACACCCGAGGAAACACUGGAGCAGAGAAGUGUCCCUGGAAAUUGGGAAUCUGCUGCCUAUAGCUCUGCUCUUGGUAAUGCGCAUACUCAAGGCUGGUCGUUCCGGGGGCUACAAUGA
Exophiala aquamarina CBS 119918 is the source of this 1170-nucleotide messenger RNA. RefSeq lists its product as uncharacterized. The coding region runs from base 1 to 1170 and encodes 389 amino acids. Gene Ontology annotation, molecular function: zinc ion binding. The transcript has a single exon. NCBI's taxonomy places the organism in Eukaryota, Fungi, Ascomycota, Eurotiomycetes, Chaetothyriales, Herpotrichiellaceae. The record is from RefSeq and is a predicted model, not a curated record.